UACAUACUUGCAGCAGACACAGCAGACAAUGUGUGACUGCGUGUGUGUUAAGUGUUUGCCAUUUUCAGUAAUAUUCUGAAAGUUUUAUUUAUAAAUUUUACAAUUAAAUUUGCUUUGUUAUUUAAAAUAAAUUAUAUCAUCAAAAUAAAUAAUAAAUAUAAUAUUAUUUGAAUAUUUCCAUCAAUUCUACAUCUGCUCUAUUUACAUUUGAUUACAUUCGACAAUCAAAUUUCGGAGUAGCAACAAAAAUAAAAUUAAAUAUUUAACCUUAACCACAAAAUUCAUAAAAAAAAAAAUAUUGUUAAAUGUUCAAAAUAAAUGACUUGUAGUUAAAUAAUAAAAAUAUAUAGCUCUAUUUUUUUGUUUAAAUAAUAAAGAAGACAAAAAUGACCAGAAAGUGUGUAAUGUGUCAAGAAACAAAUUACAAAACAAAAUACAGUUUUUUCUCGGCGCCAAAAGAUGCUGAAACACGUAAAAAAUGGAAAGAUGCAAUUGGAAAUCCAGAAUAUACUGUUUGUGAUGAAACAUAUGUUUGUAGUAAACAUUUUUCUGAUCGUGAUAUAAUAUCACAUUGGGCAAGUGGUACACCACCUCAUGUUGUGACAAUUAAAUAUAAAAAAUGUCGUCUAAGACCUGGUGCAGUACCAACAGCAAGUAAAAAUAGAAAAAAAUAUAAUGUAUCAACGAAAAAAAAAAAAAAUCAACAAGAUGAUGAAGAAGAAGAAGAAGAUGAAGAUGAAAUAAUGGAAAGAAAAACAGAUGAUGAAGAAGAACAUGAUUUUGAAGUUAAUAAAGAUUUUGAAACAAGAAAACCAACAACAAUUACAAGAAAUAACAAGAAUAAAUCAUUCCAAAUACCACGUACAUAUGUAAACAGUGAUAAUAAUAAAUUAAAAUUAAAUAAUCAGUCAAGUAUUGAAUUUCAUGAUUUGAAAAAUGGAAUAAUAACAUCACAACGUGGUGAUAAUUGUGAAGAAGAAAUGAUAAUAAGUGAACAGCUAGAUAAUAAUUUAGAUGAUGAUGAUGAUGAUAAUGAUAAUGAAGAUGGAGAAGAACGAGCAUUUUAUAUUAACACUGGUGAUUGCCAACAGCUGUAUUAUAUCAAAACAAUUGAUGAAAAUUCUAAAACAAAUUUUACUGAGGAUGAUGCUGUAAAUGAUGAUAAUUCCAAAGAAAUAACAGUUGAAACAAAUCCAUUGAUUGACGACGAAAACAUUGACUAUAAUAAUGUUGAAAGUUAUGAGUAUCAUUCACAAGGUGGUGAUGACGAUGAUGACGAUGAAAUAAUUGAAGAAAUUGAACAAGAUAUUGAUGAUGGUGAUAACAUGGCAAUUUGGGAACAUAUUAAGACUGAAAAAAAUAAUUUAUUAUCAAAAAAUAAUGAAGACAAUGGUGAAACAAUGGAAACUUGUACAUCAACUGAUCCACUUGAAUUAAAUGAUGCAUAUGAUGAUGAAGAAGUCAUGUUGUUUGAAGAUUUACUUGAUAAUUAUACUGAGGUAAUGUUGCCAAAAGGCUGGAGUAGUCUUGUUGAAUCAAGAGGAAAUGAUACAUCAAUAAUAUAUGCAUUUAUGAAAACAUCAAUGAAUGGCAUACCAUGGAUUCAAAAACAAGUAUUUAUACAAAGUGAUAUGUUGAUGAGAUGCUCAGCUGCUGGAAAAGAACUUAAUCCAAAAAUUCAUAAUUUAAUUAAAGAAAAAAAACGUGUUAAAGUACAUAAUGUUGAUGAUGUUACUGAUCUUCUAAGAGAAUUUGAUAGUAGAACAAUUUGUCAAGGUACAUUUGAAAAUAUAAGUCCAGCUCAUAUGGACAACUCAAUUGGAUAUCGUGAUGGUAUAAAUUGGCGUCAUGUUAAUUGUCCAAUAAUAAUAAAUAAUGGUAAAACACGCUGUACAAAAUGUAGCUCAUUAAAUAUAAUAGCUAAACGUAAAAAAUCAAAAUUACCACAAGCUGCUGAAUCAGCUGAAUUAUUGAAUAAAGAUCGUCAAAUAUUUAUACUACAAAAAUUAUUAAAAGAAAAGACAUUACAUAAUAAUGAUAAACAUGAUGGUAAAAAUAAUGAAAAGAAAAUGAUGAUCAAUAAUCAUAAAUCAAUGUUAAAAUAUUUGGAUAAUAUUGAUAUACCAAAUGUACAAAAAGUUAUGAUCAAAGAAUGCCUAAAAGUACCACUAUUUAAAGAUACAACAAUUGAACAUUCUGAAUCUUGGAUAUUUUUAUCAUUACGUAUUUACAUGGAAUCACAAAGAAUAUACAAAUAUUUAUUGCACAACAAGUACAUCAAAUUACCAAGUGUCAAAAUAAUGAAAAGAUAUUUAAAUCAAAUUAAAACAGAUAUUCAAUUUUAUAAAUUAUUUAAAAAAUCAAUUGAAAAAUAUGGAUAUAGUGAAGAACAACUUGGUGAACCAUCAUAAAACAACAACAACAAAUUAACUAUUCUUUUUUUUUUUUCCUUCAAUUGAUUUUUAAAAAAAUAUAUAUAUACAUAUUCUAUAUAUAGCUUUUAUAAAUAAUUAUAAAAAAAACAUUGUACAACAUUUAAAAUGUUAAAUUUUUUAAAAAUGGCAUUAAAAAAAAAGUUAAAUUAAUUUAUUUAGAAUGAUGAUUAUUUUUUAUGUUUGUGAUUAUUAAUUAUUGAUAAUAUGAUGAGAAAAAAAAAUGUUUAUAAUUAUAAACUAUAUUUAACAAAA
Messenger RNA from Aphidius gifuensis, 2687 nucleotides. RefSeq lists its product as uncharacterized. Bases 387 to 2411 code for a protein of 674 amino acids. Gene Ontology annotation, molecular function: sequence-specific DNA binding. The record is from RefSeq and is a predicted model, not a curated record. The transcript is spliced from 2 exons. NCBI's taxonomy places the organism in Eukaryota, Metazoa, Arthropoda, Insecta, Hymenoptera, Braconidae.